UGUGUGUGUGUGUGUGUGUAUGUUAAAAUGUGUGCAUGUGCGUCUGUGUAUGUAUCUAAACAUAUAUAUUAUUCUGUUGUGUGUGUGUGUGGUUGUGUGGUUGUGUGUGCAUGCGUGUGUGUAUGUACGUAUGUGUAUCUGUGUGUUGUGUGUGUGUGCGUGUGCGUGCGUGCGUGUGUGUGUGUGUGUGUGUGUGUCUGCAUUGGUGCAUGUGUGUUUGAUUGUUUGUGUGCGUGUGUGUGUGUCUGUGUACGUGUUUGUGUUUACGCGUGUGUGCGUUUGUGGCAUCAUGUUGGUUAA
Helobdella robusta is the source of this 300-nucleotide messenger RNA. RefSeq lists its product as hypothetical. NCBI's taxonomy places the organism in Eukaryota, Metazoa, Annelida, Clitellata, Rhynchobdellida, Glossiphoniidae. The record is from RefSeq and is a predicted model, not a curated record. The transcript is spliced from 3 exons. The annotation marks the transcript as partial.